Electrophorus electricus (electric eel) is the source of this 1393-nucleotide messenger RNA. It is a transcript of the gene arl14ep, whose product is annotated as ADP-ribosylation factor-like 14 effector protein. Lineage: Eukaryota; Metazoa; Chordata; Actinopteri; Gymnotiformes; Gymnotidae. The record is from RefSeq and is a predicted model, not a curated record. Gene Ontology annotation, cellular component: intracellular membrane-bounded organelle.
AAAAUAACGCCUUGACAUCAUGCCAAUUGCUUGCUCAGCGCUUGGAUGCACAAAUCGAUUUAUUAAAGGCUCUGAGAUCCGCUUUUACAGAUUCCCUAUCAGCAAGCCCCAGUUAGCCGAGCAGUGGGUGCGAAGCCUUGGCAGAAAGAACUUUGCUCCAACUACCAACUCCUGUCUGUGCUCAGAGCACUUCCAGCCUGACUGCUUUCGUGAUUACAAUGGAAAACAGUUCUUGAGGGAGGACGCUGUGCCCACUAUUUUCACGAACUGGCCCAAGGCAGGGGGAGAUGGUGCUAAGAUCGAGUUACGUAAGAACAGAGGAUUGGGGACAAAAGAAGAAUCUAAUCGCCCUGCUUCAAUUUCAGAGGGAUCCAAACAAUUACCAAAGGAGAGGAGACAAACCACAAGAGAGACCAGCCUUAAGGGAAGAACCAUAAAUGAUGGCUACAAGAGACGUGGAGGGGCAAAACUCUCAUCUGGUGACAGACAAAGCAUGGCGGCUAAGAGCAAGGUGUACGACAGCCGCGGGCUCCUGAUCUCAUGUGGCCGGGACCUGUGCGACUGCCUGGACGUGGACUGCAUGGGAUGCUUCUACCCAUGCCCCCACUGUACCUCCCGCAAGUGUGGCGUGGAGUGUCGCUGCGACCGCAAGUGGCUGUAUGAGCAGGUGGAGGUGGAGGGUGGGGAGAUCAUCCGGAACAAGUUUGCUGGCUGACGGGGCGCUGAUGAUGUAGAGGCGUGUUUAGGGAGGGCGUGCUGACUGAGGACUAACUUCAAGAAUGUAAAUCUUGAGGUGCAACUCUCUUAGGUCAUCAAUUUAACCAUCUGGAUUAUACAAUGUCAACUUUUUUUGUUUUGUUUUGUUUUGUUUUAUUAUAGACUAAAAAGGUAUGAAGUGACUGUAAAGCCCAAAUGGUCAUCAAGGGACACCGAUGCUUUUUUCUAUUAUUGCUUGGACCUGAGCCAAGUUUCCCAAAGGUGUCUUGAAGCAAAGACCAUCAUAACAUGGUAGAGGGAAAUCACUUUAAUACUCUGCAUGUAAUGAGAUCUUAACACUAUGAUGCCAUUGGGAGUCUGUUAAUUCCUCAUCGUACUGGAUGGAUUUGGAUCUGGUCUUCCUGGCCUCACUUGCCUUUGAGCGAGAGCUGUUUCAUUGACAGUGAGGAGAUGAUUAUGCUUCAUUAUGUCCUUCAUACCUGAUAGACCAGCAGUUUGUAGUUUGUGAUUGCUCUUUUAAUGCCCAUUCAAACAUGCAGCAGUUACUGUGUUGUCCGGGUUGUAAAAUCUGCUUUGUAACAUUGAAUGUGAAGUUCAGGGGUUAUGCAUUCAGGGAAGCCCAGUGCUUUUUCACUGAAAUGUUUGUUCAUUAAAGUUUUUUGUUUCAUUAUUAUUA